AUGAGACUCAAUCGCACCAUCUCGGUCGUGGGCUGCCAUUGCGCCGGCGAGGUUGGCGAUGUCAUUGUCGGUGGAGUUCUCAACCCACCAAACUGCAAGACCAUGUAUGAAAAGCUCCUCUAUUUCCAGAAUGAAGCAGACGACGUCCGACAACUCCUGAUGAACGAACCACGAGGCCGACCGGCCAUGUGCAUGAACCUCGUCCUCCCACCCUGCAACCCCCGCGCCGAUGCUGGGUUUAUUAUUAUGGAGAGUGAUGAGUAUCCGCCCAUGUCAGGCGGCAAUACGAUCUGCACGACGACGGUGCUGUUAGACACGGGGAUGGUGAAAAUGACGGAACCGGUGACGAAGCUGGUCCUCGACACCCCGUCGGGCUUGGUCGGGGUGACGGCUGAUUGUGAAGAUGGGAAAUGCAAAGCCGUGGCGUUCGAUAAUGUACCCAGCUUUGUAUACAGAUUGGAUCUCCCGGUGCAGGUACCUGGCCUGGGGGUGGUGAAGGUUGAUAUUGCCUGGGGUGGGAUGCAUUAUGCCAUUGUGGAUGCUCGGGCCAUCGGUCUCAAAAUCGCCAAUGAGAAUGGUCCAAAGCUGAUCGAAAUUGGCGAGAGAAUCAAGCAGGCUGUGAGAGACACUUAUACACCGGUCCAUCCGGAAAACGACAAGAUCAGAGAGGUCACGAUUGUUGAGUUUACAGAGCCACUGCAUCAAGAAGAUGGCAAGCGAGUCGGGGUGAACACUGUGGUGGUCUCUCCAGGAAGGUUUGAUCGAUGUCCUUGCGGUACAGGAAGCUCGGCCAGGAUGGCCGUCUUGCACGCCAGGGGCGAGCUCCAGGUAGGGGAGAGCUUUGUCCACCAGAGCAUUAUCGGAUCCACAUUCACUUGUCAUAUACGAGGAACCACCACAGUCGGCCAAUAUGAAGCAGUCUUGCCAACGGUCAAGGGCAGUGCGUGGAUCACUGGCUUCAAGCAGAUGGUCUUGGACCCGUCUGAUCCUUUUCCGGCUGGCUUCCGGGUGGGUGAUCAGUGGCAUGUUCGUCAGGAGGCAUGA
Messenger RNA from Aspergillus nomiae NRRL 13137, 1044 nucleotides. RefSeq names its product proline racemase family protein. Bases 1 to 1044 code for a protein of 347 amino acids. The record is from RefSeq and is a predicted model, not a curated record. NCBI's taxonomy places the organism in Eukaryota, Fungi, Ascomycota, Eurotiomycetes, Eurotiales, Aspergillaceae. The transcript has a single exon. Gene Ontology annotation, molecular function: 4-hydroxyproline epimerase activity.